AAAAAUUUUUGAAGGAACCAAGGGAGUACAUCUGGUCAACACCCAAGGCCGUUGAAACAGUUGUGUAAAAACAAAAACAACAGCCCCCACCACUAAAAUUCAGAUGGAGCUGAGAGAGAGAGAUUUGAGCGAUCACGCCAGAUUUACGCCAAAUUAAAGUCUGUUGAUUUUUGCAGGCUCUUGAUUGAUUGGAUCGUAAAAUGUUUUAAUUUGGAAUUUAAAUACAGGUUUGUUUUGUAGGUAACUUUAAACAUGGAUGCGAAUGUUGCUUCAGCUGAGGAUCUUUUACCAGAGAAGAUUGAAGAUAAGAAUGAGGGAAGUCCUUCAUUUCAUUGUGAUCUUUCUGAUACAGAAGUAGUUCACAAAAUCGCGGAAGCUUUUCUCCCCGGAUUAGGUAGUGCAUGUGUUGAUUACACGACAGGUGGUAUCUUCAAGACCCCUGGUACAGUGGUAGUUGAUAUCAGGACUGAAAUGGUGGAGUACCUUACCCAGCGAAGUGAAAGUUUUGUUGCAGAAUCUGUUAUACAAGAAGGUGAGGAGGGGGAAGUAUCUGAUCAUCCAUUUGAUAUCGUUUCUGAAUUAGUUGAUGACUUUGCUAGUUUGAAGAGGAAUUUUUUUAGUCGGGUUUCAGGAUGGUUGUUGAGUGACAAGAGAGAAGAUAAGAUAGAUGAUUUUGUGCAAGAGAUGGAAGUUAGUGGGUUUUGGCCAAUGGAUACGAGAGAAGCAAUUGCGCAAACUUUGCUGAAGAACGUAGAUUUCAAGAACACUUUUCAUUGUGACAUGAAAUUUAACACAGAGGAAGAACUUGCUCAGCAUGUUCCCAACUGUGGCUUUAAGUCUAUGCUCUGCGAAAAUGAGGGUUGUAAUGCCAUAUUUUCUGCCAACCAACUGGAAAAACAUGAUUCAGUUUGCCCUUUCAAGAUCAUUCCAUGUGAACAAAAGUGCUCAGAUAGCCUCAUGAGAAGAGCAAUGGACAGACACUGCAUAACCGAGUGUCCAAUGAAGCUUGUCAAAUGUCCUUUCUCUGCAGUGGGCUGUAAAACCCCUGUACGUCAAUGUAUGAUAAAGCAACAUUGUCAGGAUGACCUAAAUUCUCACUUGUUAUAUAUUCUUCAAAGUAUUCACAAGGAAGUAUCUGUGGGGGAUCUUGAAAGGCGGGUAGAGCAACUAAAAGAGGCAUCCAUAGAUAUGUUCAUGGAAGCCCGAGAUAUCAGAUCUCUAACCUUCUCAGUCAAGAAUGUUGAGGUGACACUUGGACCAUUGGAAAUUACUGUCAUGGAUAAGGUUACUGAAGAAGGUAAAGAUGAUGAAAAAGGAGAAGUUACAGAAGAAGAAAAAGUUAAUGAAGGUAAAGCUAACAAAGAAGACAAAGCCAAGGUAGAAAGCAAACUUAAUGAAGAAGGCAAGACUAAUAAGGAAGCAUCAGUUAAUAAAACAGGCAAAGUUAAUGAAGUUGGCAAAGUCACUGAAGAAGGAAAACUUAACGAAGAUGGAAAAAUCAUUGAAGGCAGCAAAAUUGAUGAAGGAAAAGUUAACAAAGAAAGAAAAAUUUAUGAUUGCGAAAAAGCUAAUGAAGAAGGAACAGUUAAUGAAACAGGCAAGAUUAAUGAAGUAAGAAAAUUUGAUGAAGGAAAAACUAAUGAAGUCAGCAAAGCCAAGGAAGAAGGUAGAGCUAAUGAAAUGGACAAAGUGAAAGAAGUAGGCAAAGUUGAUGAAGGACAAAUUAAUGAAAGUGACGAAGCCAAGGAAGAAAGAAUAGUUAAUGAAACAGGCAAAGUUAGAGAAGGAAAAAUUAAUGAAAACAGCAAAGCUAAGGAAGAAGUAAUAGGUAAUGAAACAGGCAAAUCUAAUGAAGUGGGCAAUGUUGAUGAAGAAGGAAAAGUUAACAAAGAAGGUGGCACUAAUAAAGGCAGCAAUGCUAAUGACGUUGGUCAACUUCAGGAAGAAGGAAAUUUUUAUGGAGGAAGCAAAGUUCAUGAAGAAGGAAAAGUUAAUGAAGGCCAACCGAGUGAAAAACGCAUAGAGAUAUUUAAUUGAAAAUCAAACAACAAUAGAAGGUAAAUUUAGACCUACUAUUUAUGGUCUUUUGAGCAAACCGUUUUCAUGGAUGAUAGAAAUUUUGUCACCUCGCAUACAAUUUCUUGCAUUAUUGUUUGUUUAUUACUAUAAACUUGUCCGAGUGUUGUGUGCCUUGCAGCGAUUUUUGAUGAGGACAGAUUUUUGUAUUAUGCUUUUUGAUGAUAUGUUGAAAUAAGUUUUCUUGACAA
Messenger RNA from Mangifera indica (mango), 2267 nucleotides. Its product is annotated as TNF receptor-associated factor family protein DDB_G0290965. Gene Ontology annotation, molecular function: zinc ion binding. The record is from RefSeq and is a predicted model, not a curated record. NCBI's taxonomy places the organism in Eukaryota, Viridiplantae, Streptophyta, Magnoliopsida, Sapindales, Anacardiaceae. The transcript has 4 exons. The coding region runs from base 253 to 2037 and encodes 594 amino acids.